CUUUUCUUUUUUUUUAAAAAAAAAACAAACAAACGUAUAAAUGGAAUUCACUACUUAUAAGCGAGGCAAUUAUGAUGAACUUGAUCAUAAAAAAGAAUCGAAUACAUGGUUAACGAGAUCCAAUUAUGAUGAAGAUUAUAGUAGUGACAAGCUAUCUGUAAUAUCAACAGAGAGUAACCUAUCAACAAAUACAAUAACAGAACAAGCUAUCUUAACUACUUGUGAUGAUUGGCGAAUUGUUCUUACUAAUUCGAUAGCUCAAGAAGAAUUAACUGAGGUUGGAAGAUCAGUCAUGGAUAUAAUUGAGCCUAAUUUUCAAGAAAGAUUAAAAACUAUGAUUAUAGAACGAAGAAAUAAAUUAUAUAAUAUUAAUAAAAGAGACGAUCUAAUUAUAUUGAGUGGUAAUAUGGUACCUAUAAUUAAGUUAGAUGGCACAAGAUCCUCGGCUUUACUUUGGCUGAAGGAGAAAAAAGACGAGUCAGGGCAGCCUUCUAUUUUUAUUUGGAUAUUUGAAGAACAACAAUAUUAUCAAAAAAAUAUAAUUUCUUUAUCAGUCAAUUCAGAUAAUAUAAUCCAAUCUGCUGAAUGUGACGAAAAUACCAUUCAAGAACUAUAUGAUCUCAAUAACAUAGCAGAUAUUGUUGGAUAUUCAAUUACGUUCUUGAUUCCUUCUUGGGACCAUUAUCGUUUCUAUUUUGGUAGUCAAACCAAAUUAGGAGCAACGUUCCCUGUUAUGGUCAAAAAGGGCGACACGACCACCAUUAUUUCGAUGCCUAUUAUCGCGGGUCUUAUGAUACUAGACAGAAAUGGUAUUAUAAAAGAUGGGAACGAUACAUUUGUGAAAUCUUUGUUUGGUUUUUCCCAACAAGAAAUUUGUAAUAGGCCUAUUUCUGAAUUUUUACUUGAUUCUACUAAACUCUUUAAACAAACGAAUAUGAUAAGAAUUCACAGUAGUGUCUGUCAGAAGCUACUAAGAAUGGAUCCAUUCAAAGAAAUGGAUCAACACCAACAAUUAAUAGUGAAUAGUCAAUCAUUUAAUUUCUUUUGGAUUAUUCAUCGAGAUAGAACGAGAUUUGAGGUUCAAGCUGAACUUAUGGUAGUUGAAGAUAAAGACAAAUAUGCCGUUUGGAUUUCUUUUGAUAGAGGAUUGGGGUUUAAAAGAUUUAAUGAGAGACUCGAGUCAGAAAAUAAUUUAUUAUCAAAAAAUGGGUAUAAUUAUCCAGUCAUCAUACCAUCUAAAAGAAGAUCGUCAAAGGUCAUUCAGACAUCAGCUGAUAAGGUUAGAGUCACUUCCUCUAUUGAUGAUUAUGUAAUUUUGGAUCAUUUAGGAGAAGGUGCAUAUGGUGUAGUUAAAUCAGCCAUUAGGAAAGAUGAUCUCACUCAGACAAAAGUCGUGAUCAAAUAUGUUAUCAAAUCACGUAUUUUAGUAGAUUGUUGGGCAAGAGACCGGAAACUCGGGACUGUACCGGGAGAAAUUCAUAUUUUAAAUACGCUAAGAAAUUCACCACAUGAGAAUUUAUGCAAUAUGUUGGAUUAUUUCGAAGAUGCAGAUAAUUAUUAUAUAGUCAUGAGUUUAUAUGGUGAUAGUAGUAUGGACUUAUUUGAUUAUAUUGAAUUGCAUGAUUCUAUACCAGAAGAAGAUAUUCGUUAUAUAUUUAAACAAACGGUUUUAGGGGUCCAACAUCUUCACAACAAUCAAAUCGUUCAUCGAGAUAUUAAAGACGAAAAUAUAAUCAUAAGUCAAGGACAUGUACAACUUAUAGAUUUUGGAAGUGCUGCUUAUAUUAGACCUCACAAGAAGUUUGAGACAUUUGUAGGUACACUUGAGUAUGCAGCACCAGAGGUUUUACAAGGACAUUCAUAUUCAGGAAAGCCUCAGGAUAUUUGGGCCUUGGGCAUUUUAUUAUUUACACUUGUACAUCGAGAAACUCCAUUUUAUAAUACAGAACAAAUUAUGGAAAAGGAAUUAAGAUUACCAUUUGUGUUAACAGAAGGCUUAGUGGAUCUUAUUCGUAAAAUGUUAGAACGUGAUGUAGAUAAAAGAAUUGAUAUACAACAAGUGCUGGCACAUCCAUGGUUAAAUUCUACAUAGACUUUAUAUAUUUAUAUAUGUAUACUCAUUUA
This is a messenger RNA of Cokeromyces recurvatus, 2124 nucleotides long. Its product is annotated as kinase-like domain-containing protein. Gene Ontology annotation, biological process: intracellular signal transduction; negative regulation of glycogen biosynthetic process; protein phosphorylation. The transcript has 7 exons. Gene Ontology annotation, molecular function: ATP binding; protein serine/threonine kinase activity. The record is from RefSeq and is a predicted model, not a curated record. Gene Ontology annotation, cellular component: nucleus; cytosol; cytoplasm. NCBI's taxonomy places the organism in Eukaryota, Fungi, Mucoromycota, Mucoromycetes, Mucorales, Mucoraceae. Bases 41 to 2092 code for a protein of 683 amino acids.